AUGGUGGUUGAUGGAUUAUGUAAGAUAGGUGCAACUUCUCCUGGGGACCAAGUGCAGUUUUUGUCAAGCCUUCCAAGCUCUGUUUUGUCUAGCCUCGAAGCUGACUCUCUUCAAGCUUCUUAUCAGAAGACUCUCUCUAGAACUGCUUGUAAUAAAUUAGCUAGCUUAGGGAAUCUCUCUGUACUAUCUAGUUCCCUUUUUGCAACUGCUAAGUUGCCUAUGAAUGCUACUGUUGUUCUUGGUGUUGAUAUUAAUGGCAUUGGUGGUGGUGUUAGUUGUCUUGAUGGUCUUGGUGUAGGUAUUGAUGGCAUUGGUGGUCUUGGUAGCGCUGGUGAUAUUGGUGGCAUUAGUGUUGGUGGUGUUGGUGGUCUUGGUGGUGUUGUUGGUGGCAUUAGUGAUGGUGUUAGUGGUCUUGGUGGAAUUGGUGGUAGUCUUGGUGAUCCAUUUUUUGCAAUAGGUGGAACAUCUAUUGGGAGAUAUUAA
This is a messenger RNA of Capsicum annuum, 483 nucleotides long. RefSeq lists its product as uncharacterized. The transcript is spliced from 2 exons. The record is from RefSeq and is a predicted model, not a curated record. Lineage: Eukaryota; Viridiplantae; Streptophyta; Magnoliopsida; Solanales; Solanaceae. The coding region runs from base 1 to 483 and encodes 160 amino acids.